AUGCGCGAAGCUGCGUCACCUGUGAUAAAGUAUUAGCGGAACUCGAAAAAAUCGACGAUGACACCGAUUCAUUCGGUGUUGACUUCGUAAAGAUUAACGACAAACGACUAGCGAAGCAAUACGGAAUUAAAAAUUUCCCAGCACUCACGUACUUCAGGGAAAAGGAACCAAUUAUCUAUGAUGGCGAUCUCAUGGACGAGGAGGGUGUACUCGAUUUCCUCACCUCUCUGGAAGCCAUGGACUUGCCCGAUCGUAUUGAAGAGGUCAAUUCAAAGAUUCUUUUAAAAAUCAUCGAGGAUACUGACUUCGUAGCUGUUUUAUUCUACGACAAAGAUCAAAAGAAAUCGCAAAAGAUUCUCGCCGAACUGGAGAAUAUCGAUGAUGAGUGCGAUCAAAAUGACAUAGCUUUCGUUAAGAUCGACGACGACAGUGAGGCCAAGGAGUGGGGUAUCGAUGAAAUACCAUCCAUUGUAUUCUUCGAACGUGGCAUACCGCAUAUAUACGAGGGUGAUUUGAUGAAAGAAGACGAGCUCUUGGGUUGGCUGGUACAUCAGAAGCGACACUCGGAGAUACCGGAAGUCACCGAUGAAAUGAAGGAUAAACUGAUUGAAAAUACUGAACAUUUGGCUGUUAUUUUUUACGACAAAGACGACAAGCAAGACAUUCGCGUACUCAACGAAUUGGAAAACAUCGAUGAUGAACUGGAAAAGGAGGGUAUCGUUAUUGUGCGCAUUGAUAAUGCCGCCGAGGCAAAGGAAUACGGCUUGGAUCACUUGCCCGCACUCAUUUACUUCGAAAACAAGAUACCAGCACUGUACGAAGGCGACUUAAUGAAUGAGGAUGAAGUAUUGGAAUGGUUGAUUUUACAAAAACGUACUGCCACCAUUGAGGAAGUUACCGACGAAAUUCUCACCGAGCUAAUCAACGAUCACGAAUAUGUUGUGGUAUUCUUUACCGGCCCUUGCGAACCUGGCGAGAAGUGCGACAAAACUUUGAGUGCAUUGGAGAGCAUAGACGACGAAUUAGAUGAGGCUGGCAUUAUUUUUGUGACCACCGAGGAUACAAAUAUCGAUACAAAUAUCGCUAAGAAGCAUAACAUUAAAAACUAUCCACAGUUGGUAUUCUUUAGAAAUCGUGAUCCAUUGGUAUUUACAGGCGAUUUGGAUGAUGAAGAUGAGGUGUUGGCGUGGAUCACCGAUGAAGAUACACUGGAGAUACCCGGUAAAAUUGAGGAAGUAAAUACCAAAAUGUUGGAUAAGAUAUUGUCGGAAAACGACCAUGUUGUGGUGUUCUUCUAUCGCGAGGGUGAUAAGCGCUCACAAAAGAUACUCAAUGAAUUGGAAAAUAUUGAUGACGAAUGUGAGGAGAAGGACAUUGAUUUUAUCAAGACUUCCGAUCCGGAUGUGGACAAAGAAUAUGAUUUGGCUAGUUUGCCAGCAUUGGCAUUCUACAGACACAAAUUCAGAACAAUAUACGAUGGUGAUCUCAUGAAGGAGGAGGAAAUUCUGGAUUGGGUUAUCGAUCUGCAUGAGUCGACGGCUGAUGUUAUCGAAUCUGUGGAUCGCAAAACUUUGCAAGUGCUGAUCAAUGACGUCGAACACUUGGCGGUCUUUUUCUAUGACGAUAAAUGCGAAUCGUGUCCACAAAUCUUGGAAGAAUUGGAAACCAUAGACGAUGAUACGGACAAGCAGGGCAUACAAUUUGUCAAAUCGAACGAUGUGAAGUUGGCGCACGAAAUUGGUAUUUUCGCAUUCCCCGCCUUAGUUUACUACGAGACAGGCGUUCCAAUCAUGUAUGAUGGUAAUAUUGAGAAUCCACAAAUUGUCUUUAAAUGGAUAUUGGAACAGAAGGCCGAUGAAAGUAUACAGCUGAUAGAUCGGGACACACUGAACGAAUACAUAAACACCAAAGAUUUUCUGGCUGUAAUUUUUUACAAAGAAGACGAUCCAGAUGCGCCACGCGUCUUGCGUCACAUCGAACUGAUCGAUGAUGAAGCGCUGGAAUAUGGCAUACACAUAGUCAAAAUGAAUGACAAGUUGAUGGCUAAGAAAUAUGGCUACCGCAAUCCACCUGGCAUAACAUAUUUCCGCAAGGGCAAAUACAUUAACUACGAUGGCGAUAUUGAUGAUGAGGAAGAGGUGCUGGAUUGGCUUACAAGUCCGGCGAAUAUGGAAAUGACCGAUCACAUUGAGAAAGUGAAUCGUAAAAUGUUCGAUAAAAUACGCAAAGCUUCCGACUACUUGGCUGUGAUUUUCUAUAGUGACGAAUGCAAGCAGUGUCCUCGUGUGCUUGCCGAAGUGGAGCAUAUCGACGAUGAAGCGGAUAAGGCGGGUAUCGAUUUUGUUAAGAUCGAUGACAAGCAAAUGGCAAAAGAGUUUGGCGUUUUUGCGCUACCUGCAAUUGUGUUCUUUAAGCCAACAUCGAAGGAACCAGUUAUCUACGCCGGUGAUCUUUAUGAAGAAGAACAAAUUCUUGCUUGGUUACUAACGCAAAAGGACCCAAGCGGGGAUGUUAUCGAAGAUCUUGAAGGCGAGAGACUGGUUCAAUUGAUCGAAGAGUCUGGUUCGAUUGCGGUAUAUUUUUAUGCCGACGGUUGUGAGCAGUGCACCAAAGUGCUUGAAGAACUGGAGAACAUUGACGACGAUUGUGAUAAGCAUGGCAUAACGUUCGUAAAGACUCGUGAUUUUUCGGUUGCCGAUGGUUAUGGGGUACAUGAGUAUCCAGCGCUCGUCUAUUUCGAAGGCGGUAUUCCGAAUGUUUUUGAAGGUGAAUUGAACGAAGAGGAGGAAGUCUUACAAUGGCUGAUCACGCAAAAGACUGAGGAUCGUAUUGAGUUAAUCACUCGUCAGAUGCUGGAAACCAUGGUUGAGGAAACACAAUAUUUGGCUGUUUACUUCUACAAAAUCAACUGUAACAUUUGUGACCAAAUUCUUGAGGGCCUGGAACUGAUCGAUGAUGAAUGUGAUGUCUUUGGCAUUCAUAUGGUCAAAAUACAGGAUCCACAAUUGGCGAAACGUUAUUCGAUCAAGACAUUCCCAGCCCUUGUGUAUUUCCGAAACGGCAAUCCUUUACUUUUCGAGGGCGAUCUACAAAACGAGCAAUCAGUUUUGGAAUGGCUUAUUGAUGAUGACAAUCGUGAAUUGGCAGAUGAAAUUGAAGAAGUAAACGAACGCAUGCUGGAACGUUUGAUGGCCGAAUCCACAUUAUUGGUGGUGUUCUUUUAUGAUGAAGAUUGCGCCGAGUGUGAAGAAAUUCUUGAAGAACUUGAAGAAAUCGAUGGCGAAGCUGAUAUGUUUGGCAUUGAUUUUGUGAAAAUUGCUAGCGUAGAAGCGGCUAAAAAAUACGAUGUUGUGAAUAUACCAUCACUGGUCUACUUUAGAAAGCAAGUUCCUGUAUUGUACGAUGGUGACUUACACCAACAUGACAAGGUUAUUACAUGGCUGACUUCGCAGGAUGUUUUCGAAAUUAAAAAUGAAAUUGAGGAAGUCAAUCGUAAGAUGUUGGAUAAACUACUCGAAGAAAAUGAAUUCAUAACGGUAUUCUUUUAUGAACACAAUCAGCAAGAUAGCAUAGCCGCAUUGGAAAAACUUGAAAACAUUGACAGUGAAACGGAUAAUCUGGAUAUAACAUUUGUGAAGAUGGCCGAUUCGCGCUAUGCCAAGAAGUGGGGCGUUACAAAACUGCCAGCUAUGGUCUAUUUCCGACGAAGGUUCCCCAGCAUUUAUAGAGGUGACCUUCUCUCUGAAGAUGAGGUUUUGGAAUGGUUGCGCAAGAAUCGUUUCCGCCAACCAGAACUGAAUAUAUUUAUGUAUGCGCUAAUCGCAUUGGCUGUUGGUUUCUUACUAUACACUGCCUUCCUACUGCAAUGCUUUAAACCAGCGCCACCACCACCACCGCAACAUCCCAAACAGUCGUGAUAAAAUUCUAUAAUCUGGUUUAAAAGAAAAUCUAGCUGAAUUAAUGCUGCGAAUAAAUCAUUGCACUGGAACAAAAUCAUGAAACAACUACAACAACAAGGAAACUAACUAUGUAUAAAAGGAAUGCAAAUUAUCACGAAUUAUCAUCCAAUGACGACAAUCGUCUAAAUUAGACGUGAAACGAAUUUGAGAAAAACAACAACAAAAUAAAAUAAAAAUAUGGAUUACAAAGAGCCGAAAGCGAACCCAUAUUACCGUUUAAAAGAGAGAGAGAGACAUAAAAAGCAUCGAUGAAUGUAAUUUGGGAAAAGCUAUUGGUUAUAUGAAAUUUUAUAACUGUAACUGAACUAUAUACAUAUAUAUAAUAUUGUAACAAAGAACUCAAAACCACGAAACCGUCAAAAGCUAAACCGCCGCAACUUGAACCCAAACGGAAAUGAGAUUUUAUUUAUUUGUAAAAUUAGACAAAAAAAAAAAACAAAAACUUUUUUCGUUAAUUAACGACUCUCGAUAAAGAAAAAAACAAUAUAAUUUAUAAAACAAACUGUAACAAAUC
Rhagoletis pomonella (apple maggot) is the source of this 4473-nucleotide messenger RNA. RefSeq lists its product as uncharacterized. The record is from RefSeq and is a predicted model, not a curated record. NCBI's taxonomy places the organism in Eukaryota, Metazoa, Arthropoda, Insecta, Diptera, Tephritidae.